AUGGAACCACGGACAAUACCACCAAAGAACCACGGACCCGACGCCCCGACGCCCGACGCCCCGACGCCCAGACGACCAAACGCCCCGACGCCCGACGCCCCGACGCCCCGACGCCCGACGACCAAACGCCCCGACGCCCGAGCCCAGACGACCAAACGCCCCGACGCCCCGCGCCAAAGGCCCAGCGCCCCGACACCCCCGACGCCCCGACCCCAAAGCCCCGACGCCCAGACGCCCCGACGCCCCGACGCCCCGACGCCCCCGACGCCCCGACCCGACGCCCCGACGCCGACGCGACCCGGGGUCCCCCAAGAUCGUGAAAGCUUAAUAGAUUAUCCACGGCGCAAAAGAAAGACCUUGUGGGCAAAACACCCCAAGCCCAACAGCCCCACACCAACGCCCCCGACGCCCGACGCCCCGACGACCGACGCCCCGACGCCCCGACGACCAACGCCCGACGCCCCGACGCCCCGACGCCCGACGCCCGACGCCCGAGCCCAGACGACCAAACGCCCCGACGCCCCGCGCCAAAGGCCCAGCGCCCCGACGCCCCGACGCCCGACGCCCCGACGCCCCGACCCCAAAGCCCCGACGCCCAGACGCCCCGACGCCCCGACGCCCCGACGCCCCGACGCCCCGACGCCCCGACGCCCCAACCCAGACAGAACCGACGCCCCGACACCCCGACGCCCCGAGCCCCGACAACCCCGACGCCCCGACGCCCGACGCCCCGACACCCCGACGAACCAACGCCCCGACACCCCGACGCCCCGACGCCCCGACGCCCGACGCCCCGACGCCCCGACACCCCGACGCCCCGACACCCCGACACCCCGACGCCCCGAGCCCCGACAACCCCGACGACCCCCGACGCCCCGAGCCCCGACCCCCGACGCCCCGACCCCAAAGCCCCGACGCCCAGACGCCCCGACGCCCCGACGCCCCGACGCCCCCGACGCCCCGACCCGACGCCCCGACGCCGACGCGACCCGGGGUCCCCCAAGAUCUGAAAGCUUAAUAGAUUAUCCACGGCGCAAAAGAAAGACCUUGUGGGCAAAACACCCCAAGCCCAACAGCCCCACACCAACGCCCCCGACGCCCGACGCCCCGACGACCGACGCCCCGACGCCCCGACGACCAACGCCCGACGCCCCGACGCCCCGACGCCCGACGCCCGACGCCCGAGCCCAGACGACCAAACGCCCCGACGCCCCGCGCCAAAGGCCCAGCGCCCCGACGCCCCGACGCCCCGACGCCCCGACGCCCCGACCCCAAAGCCCCGACGCCCAGACGCCCCGACGCCCCGACGCCCCGACGCCCCGACGCCCCGACGCCCCGACGCCCCAACCCAGACAGAACCGACGCCCCGACACCCCGACGCCCCGAGCCCCGACAACCCCGACGCCCCGACGCCCCGACGCCCCGACACCCCGACGAACCAACGCCCCGACACCCCGACGCCCCGACGCCCCGACGCCCGACGCCCCACGCCCCGACACCCCGACGCCCCGACACCCCGACACCCCGACGCCCCGAGCCCCGACAACCCCGACGCCCCGACGCCCCGAGCCCCGACACCCCGACGAACCAACGCCCCGACACCCCGACGCCCCGACGCCCCGACGCCCGACGCCCCGACGACCCCGACACCCCGACGCCCCGACGCCCCGACGCCCCGACGCCCCCCGACGCCCCGACGCCCCGACCCCCGACAACCCCGACGCCCCGACGCCCCGACGCCCCCGAGCCCCGACAACCCCGACGAACCCCGACGCCCGACGACCCGACGCCCCGACGCCCGACCCCAGACGCCAGAACAUACAUGGAUCAGUGUUUUUGAUCAUUGUUGACAUGUUGGAAGGGAAGAUGGCCACCUUCUCUGAGGUCUUCGAGAGGUUGAACGCUCUAGUCCCCAGUAUCAACUUUAGUGUUGAAUGGAAUGAUAAAUUAUCCUUUCCAGGCGUGCAAGGAAUAUGGAGUGACCCGUCACUGGGCUGCACCGUGUACUGGGAAGACACACUUGAAGCCAUCAUAAAGAUGGCUGCAGAGGCCCGGAACGACGUGGAGUAUGCAGCCAGCUACACAACACCGACAUACGCAAAUAUCUGCAUAAAGAAGGCAAACCAACAAACGCAUAAUGUCCAAACUGCUGGGAUACACAUCAUGCCACAAGCCUUUGGAUCUACCCAGCAAUCCAAAGCCACAACUUCUAGACCACAAUCGACCAGACCCUCUGUUAAAACCCAGUGGUACACUCCUCGGCAAGUCCGAAUAAAUGAAAAUAAAAAUCGCCAACAGACUAAAUCACCAACUCCUUCCAAUCUAAACAAGAACAGGACCUCGAAUAACUGGAGAAAACAAAGCCAUUGCAACAAGAACCGAAUAGAUCAGGGCAGCAAAAGGAAUACACCUGCUAUUGCCUCCAAGACCUCCCAAGCACGAAUGACGAUCCCUACAUCAUCAAAUGUCCCAAGACCUUCAGCAAGAUACUUGAAAAGCAUUCCAAGCACUAGAACAGACCAACCCUCAGUCAAAGAAGUAAAUGUUAACAGAGUUAAAAAGACUACUGAAACUAUUUCUUCCACAAUUCUACAAGCUCUACCUGAAAAGGUUCACGAAGUAGAAGUCGAAGAAGGUGACGAAACUGAAUUGUUUCAGCACCCAAUAGCAGUCUCCACUCCAGCCAAGAAGUCGUCGGGGAAAUCUCCACUUUAG
Procambarus clarkii (red swamp crayfish) is the source of this 2715-nucleotide messenger RNA. NCBI's taxonomy places the organism in Eukaryota, Metazoa, Arthropoda, Malacostraca, Decapoda, Cambaridae. The record is from RefSeq and is a predicted model, not a curated record.